AUGCUGAAUGCUAUAAAGAUAGCGGGCCAUCGUCGUGUGAUAGGGUCGGUAGGCUGGAGGUCGUUCAAGCGCUGUUUGAACACCAACAACCCUUCGGAAAUCAACAACCAGUAUCUCAACCGGAAACGCUCAAGCUUUAGUGCAGGGCAGCCUCUUUUCGAAACGAGACCCGAACUAUUGAAGCCCGGUGAGUUAACCCCAGGAAUAACUGCCUUGGAAUACUUCAAUAGAAGAGUCAAGUUGGCUACUCGGCUGCCGGCAAAAAGUUGUGCCAUCAUUGCUGGAGCCCAAGUGAAGUAUGCUUCGGGUCCUGUCUUUUACGCGUUUCAGCAAAACAACGAUUUAUUUUACUUGACCGGGUGGAAUGAACCGGAUUCCGUGAUGAUUCUGGAGAAACCCUCGGACAACAUUGACGAUGUGAUAUUUCACCUCGUUGUGCCUCCCAAGGACGCCUUCUCGGAACAGUGGGAGGGCGAACGCACUGGAACAGAAGGAGCUUGCGAAAUUUUUAAUGCGGAUGAAUCAACGGACACUCGCCAAUCGUCGGUUUACAUAUCCAAAAUCAUCAACAGAAAUGACCAUAUCUAUUUCGACAGGCCACAAGAUAAGAUCGAUUCUAGCGCAGAAGCCUUCUUUAGGUCCUUCUUCUCUGUCUCCCAUUCUCCGGCUUCUGCUGAUACUAUUACCGACGCUAUCAAGAACUCAGGCAAAAAGUAUGUGCGAAAAUUAAAGUCCAUUAUUGCAGACAUGAGGUCCAUCAAAUCACCCGCUGAGAUCAGAGUGAUGAGGCGAGCUGGGCAAAUUUCGGGUAGAGCGUACAAUCAGGCAUAUGCCCGCAGAUUUCGUAAUGAAAGAACAUUGCAUUCUUUCUUGGACUACAAGUUUGUGUCCGGUGGUUGCGACAAGUCUGCUUACAUACCAGUGGUUGCUAGUGGCUCGAAUUCGCUCUGUAUACACUAUACCAGAAACGACGAUGUUAUGUACGAUGAUGAAAUGGUUCUUGUCGAUGCGUCCGGUUCUCUGGGAGGUUACUGCACGGAUAUCUCGAGAACAUGGCCAGUAAAUGGGACAUUUUCGCCAGCACAGAGAGACCUUUACGAAGCCGUUUUGAACGUCCAAAGAAAAUGCAUCGAACUUUGUAAGGCUUCCGGCCUAUACUCACUCCAUGACAUUCACGAAAAAAGCAUUGCGUUUUUCAAAGAGGAGUUGAAAAAUGUUGGUCUUCCAGCAUCUCAGAAUUCGGAUGUUUCAAAAAUAUACCCUCAUUAUAUUGGUCAUAAUCUGGGGCUUGAUGUGCACGAUGUUCCCCAAAUUUCCCGAUAUGCUCCACUUCAAGAAGGUCAGGUCAUCACCAUUGAGCCUGGUAUUUACAUCCCAGAUGACCCCAAGUAUCCGCCGUACUUCAGAAACAUUGGAAUCAGAAUCGAAGAUGACAUUGCCGUCGGAGCAGAUGGCUAUACUAACCUAACCGUAGAAGCAGCGAAGGAGAUAGUAGAUAUUGAAAACAUAGCACAGAAUGGGGUCACCAGCAAGUUUGAGGAUGAUGUCGUGGCUCCACUUAAGUAUUCCAGCUAA
Molecule: messenger RNA, 1575 nt
Organism: Lachancea nothofagi CBS 11611
Lineage: Eukaryota; Fungi; Ascomycota; Saccharomycetes; Saccharomycetales; Saccharomycetaceae
Source: the annotation of a GenBank genome assembly